This is a messenger RNA of Meloidogyne enterolobii, 420 nucleotides long. Lineage: Eukaryota; Metazoa; Nematoda; Chromadorea; Rhabditida; Meloidogynidae. The record is from the annotation of a GenBank genome assembly.
AUGCUUUUGGUUGUUAUGCAACAACAACAAUCCCACCAAUUAAUUUUAACUAAAACCCCUCCUUCAUUUAUUCGUCCAUUUAUUUUUUCGUUUAUAUUUAUUUUUACAAGUAUUAUUUGGUGUUCUUUACAAAUAUUACAAAUAGAACAACAAAAAGGAUUAAAUAUUACUAAUGUUAAUUUAAUUGAAGAAGGAGAAAAUAAUUUCUAUCCAACAGCAAUUAAAAUAUUUUUGUAUUCAAUAUUUAUUUUAUUAACUUCAUUUUUGUGUGCAUAUAUUGGGGCUAUUUCUUUCGGAAUUUUUCAUAUUUCAUUUAAAACAGUCCUUUCACAUUGGGAAAUUUUUAAAAAAGAAUUGUUUAUGCCAGCAAUUGAAAAUGGACAAAUUAGUGUAAAUUUAACAGUAAAACCCUCAUUAUAA